Messenger RNA from Diospyros lotus (date-plum), 3373 nucleotides. Its product is annotated as G patch domain-containing protein TGH. Gene Ontology annotation, molecular function: RNA binding. Gene Ontology annotation, cellular component: nucleus. Gene Ontology annotation, biological process: mRNA processing. NCBI's taxonomy places the organism in Eukaryota, Viridiplantae, Streptophyta, Magnoliopsida, Ericales, Ebenaceae. The record is from RefSeq and is a predicted model, not a curated record.
UGUCCAUCUCUCCUCUUCCAGAAGCUCGUAAUUUCGGAGUUAGGGUUUCGCAUAUCAAUCCCCUUCCUGUAACGAUUUCAUUCCUUGACUUCAGUUCCCGUGUUCAACAGCAGCAAUCAAUUCGCGUGCGAGCAGAAAAUGGACAGUGACGAAGAGGAUUACGUGUUCUUUGGAACGCCGAUUGAGCGAGAGGAAGAGAUCGCCAGCCGCAAGAAGAAAGCCGUUGCGGAGGCUUCUGGUCAAUUGCGAACCCUGCCUCCUUGGAAGCAAGAGGUUACAGACGAAGAAGGAAGAAGAAGAUUUCAUGGAGCAUUUACUGGAGGUUAUUCUGCUGGUUACUACAAUACAGUGGGUUCCAAAGAGGGGUGGACUCCACAGUCAUUUACAUCAUCCCGCAAGAACAGAGCUGAAAUUAAACAGCAAGAUAUUCUUAACUUCUUGGACGAUGAUGAGAAAGCAGAAAUGGAAGGCCGUUCCUUGGGGACAUCUAUGCUGUUUGAUACAUUUGGUUUUACAGCUGCUGAACUUGCUCGUAAACAAGCUGAGAAGGAACAACAGCAGAGGCCAUCAAUUAUUCCUGGACCUGCUCCUGAUGAAAUAGUACUUCCAGCAACAGAUUCUAUUGGAGCAAAGUUGCUGCUGAAGAUGGGAUGGCGGCAUGGUCAUGCAAUAAGGGAUUCACGGACUAAUUCAAUGUAUGAUGCUCGUAGGGAAGCUAGGAAAGCUUUUCUGGCAUUUUCUUCUGAUGAAACAGUAGCACAGCUUACUGGCUCUGAGCCUGUUAAGGGUGAGCUUGAAAGUGCCGUGGAGCUUCCCGUCAACGAUGAUCACCAGUUUCCACAAAGCACACUAGUUUUUGUGUGCAACCCAAAACAAGACUUGCAUGGGUUAGGGUAUGAUCCAUUCAAACAUGCACCUGAAUUUAGAGAGAAGAAAAGGUCACGUUUGCAUGGAGAUGAGCAGUUGGGGCGUAGGAAACCACUCUCUAUGAAAGAAAGCCUUUUUGCUUUGAGAUCAGGAAGGGCGGCUCCUGGUUUUGGCAUUGGGGCACUUGAAGAACUUGAUGAUGAAGAUGAGGAUGUCUAUGCACCUGGUUAUGGCUUCGAAGAAACUUAUGUCCAAGAAGAUGAAGAGCAUUCAAGACCAAGUAUUGAUAUUAAGGAAAAGCGGAAUAAAAAGGAACAGGGUAUUCUUCCUGGUUUUAAGAUGGCAUCAAUUUUUGACUACAAGUUGGAAAGAUUUGACCCUCCAGUUAUUCCGAAAGAUUUUGUACCCCGUCAUACAUUUCCUGCUCCUCUUGAUGUCCACAGAAAAUUUUCUGAUGCCCCUCCUCCCGAGGCUCAUCCAGAGGAUAAUAAUUUGAAAGUCUUGAUUGAAGGGGUUGCAACUAUAGUAGCUCGCUGUGGUAAAUUGUUUGAGGAUCUCUCUCGGGAAAAGAAUCAGUCAAAUCCAUUGUUUUCUUUCCUUAAUGGUGGCUAUGGCCACGAUUAUUAUUUAAGGAAGCUCUGGGAGGAGCAACAGAAGCGUUCUGAUCAAAAUAAGCCACAGUUGGAUGGACAAAUGUUUGCGAGGGUGCAGAAGAUGACGGCAGAGAGUCGUGGUAAAAUCUUAGGAGAAAAACCUCUGGAAAGAAGCUCUGAAGAUACAAGCUCAACUACGGUCCCUGCAGAUAUUCAUCUCCAAUUCAAUCUUUCAGAUACAUUCACAAAACCUGCCUCAUUUGGUGAGAGCGCAGGUCUUGGCAAACCUUUCCGAGAUGAUCCUGAAAAGCAAGAAAGGUUUGAACAGUUCCUCAAGCAGAAGUACCAUGGAGGGCUUCGGUCUAAAGAUUCUGGUGGAGCCAGUAGCAUGUCAGAAGCUGCUCGAGCUCGUGAGAGAUUAGAGUUUGAAGCUGCAGCUGAGGCAGUGGAGAAGGGAAAAUGGGGAAAGGAAACUAGUAAACAGAUAAUUGAGAUGUCUGUAGCUACAGGUUUGCAGUUCACCUCUGGUGGUUUAGAGAAAGAAAGUAAAACAGAAGAGAUAAUGAAAAACAUGUAUCCAAAGCGUGAAGAGUUUCAGUGGCGGCCUUCCCCAAUUCUUUGCAAGCGCUUUGAUAUAAUGGAUCCAUAUCUGGGAAAGCCACUACCACCUCCGCGAGUGAGGAGCAAGAUGGACUCUCUUGUGUUUAUGCCAGACUCAGUUAAACCUGCAAGGGCUGAAGAAACUGCUGCAGCACACAGGGAUUCGUUGCCCUUAACCCAAUUGGGAAUUGAACAGAUUAACAAAGAAGAAGCUGAAAAGGAAUCGGCAGUUGAUGUGGAAGCUGAAAAUGUUGAGAGGCCAGUUGACCUCUACAAGGCUAUAUUUUCAGAUGAUUCGGAAGGUGAAGAAGAAAGUUUGAACCUUAAGCAAGAGGAGGAUCCCAAAAGGAAGACUGAAGCUGGUAAUACAACUUUAAAUCGUUUAAUAGCAGGUGACUUUUUGGAAUCUUUGGGUAAAGAACUAGGACUGGAGGUUCCUCCUGAACUGCCUUACGCAGAAAACAAAACUGGGACUACGGCUAGUUGGAAGGAAACCGUUAAUACCACCACGGGAAAUGCUGACACCCCCUUAUCCCAAGGUGGGGUAGAAUCAGUGGCAAUAUGGAGACUGUCUCGGGUGAGAACAAGUCUAGCAAAGUUGAACUUGGGAAAGCGGGCUAAAGUGGAUCGGGCCUCUAGAACACCCUCAGACCGUCACAGAAAUUCAAGGAGCAGCUCCUCGGGAGAUGAAAGGAGGAGUAGAAAGCGAUAGAGGCGUCAUCGCCAUAGAAGUAUUAGUUCAGACGACGAUACUGCAGAUUCGUCUGAGCAUUAUCAAGACAGGCACCGUUCAAGAUCUAGCAAAAAUAAAAAGAGAUCUUCCAGGGAGAAGAGUAGCAGUAGCAGUAGUAGAAAACAAUCAAAGCACCGUAAAAGGGAGGAUUCUGUUGGAAGGCCUUCUCAUCGCGGUACAGAUGGAGAAAGAAGAGAAGCUAAGAGGGAGAAGAGAGGUUAGGAAGAUUGGAAGAAGUUCAAAUCUCGGUUGCACUCACUCCAAAAAGGGCUCUUGAAUAUUUUGAACAUGGCAUCUGUAACUGCUAUGUGUAAAUUUAUAGGAGUGCUGAGACCUCCACAGAUCCCACCGUAUAGAAAGAAAGGGUAACACACAAAUUGAUUUGACAAUUUCAACGGUUAUUAUUAUUUUCUGUUUGUUGCUCUAAAUUCUCUUUUUGGGGUAUUUAUCUGUCAGCUUUGGGAAGAUCCGUAUAUGUGUAAUAAAAUCUAUAUAUUCACGCCGUUAUCGGGAGCAGAAUGGAUGUAGUUUUUGUUUCUUUUCGCCGUGGGGGCGACUGAUCAAUACUUCCAGCACCUUA